This is a messenger RNA of Penaeus indicus, 1245 nucleotides long. RefSeq lists its product as uncharacterized. The record is from RefSeq and is a predicted model, not a curated record. Bases 1 to 1245 code for a protein of 414 amino acids. The transcript is spliced from 3 exons. Gene Ontology annotation, molecular function: nucleic acid binding. Lineage: Eukaryota; Metazoa; Arthropoda; Malacostraca; Decapoda; Penaeidae. Gene Ontology annotation, biological process: DNA integration.
AUGGGCCUGGUGAACCAACUGUCAGAGUUCACCCCAGAUAUUGCUUCUGUUGCCCAAACCCUUCGCCCCUUGCUGAGCCCAAAACGGACAUUUAAUUUUACAGCUGAUCAUGACGAGGCCUUCAAACGUGUCACCAGUGGAAUCGGCUACGCAUUACUCCAAGACCAUGGCCAAGGCCGGCUACACCUUGUUCAGUUUGGCUCCCGUUUCCUUACCGACGCUGAAACAUGUUAUACCACAAUUGAAUUAGAGUUGCUCGCCGCCGUCUGGGCCACAUCUAAAUGUAAACCAUACUUAAUCGGAGUUCUGAACUUCACACUGAUGACUGACCAUAGGCCACUGAUAUCGAUCCUCAACAAGUACACGUUGGACGCAGUAGAGAAACCCCGCCUCCAAUGCCUUAAGGUCAACAAGCCCGCACCAGAAGAUGAGAAGCUAUGCAGCCACACCGACACCCACUUGUGGAGUAUAGUGACCUUAAAUGCUAUUAGUACCAUCACCGACUCCAAGAACCAAGACGCCGAUAGAACCCUGCAAGAGUUACGAGAAGCAGCUACUGCAGACCCUACAUACUGCAGGCUCAAGAAUUGUGUAAUCACUAGGUUCCCUUCCAACCGUUAUGACCUACACAAUUCGUUAAUCCCUUACUGGAAGCUUCGAGACAGCCUUUCUGCCGAUGGGGAACUGGUCUUGUAUGGCCAAAGAAUUGUGAUACCGACCGACCACCGUCGCCACACAUUCGCUCGCCUACACGACAGUCACCGUGGGGUGGAAGCGACAAAACGCAGGGCACGUCAGACCGUAUAUUGGCCUGGGAUUGACGCUGACAUCAUCAGCACAGUUCAAGCCUGCCAGCCAUGUCAGGUCAUGCAACCCAGUCAACAGCAAGAGACCAUACAAAACGACAAUAACCCUACAAAGCCUUUUGAGUCUGUGUCCGCUGACUUCUUCACAGUUGCUGGGAAGUCUUUCCUGGUAAUUGCGGAUCGACUCUCUGGCUGGCCCAUCAUUGUUCCCUGUGGUGCCUCAUCUGCAGCAUCACGCACCACACGCAUGUUCUGCUAUUACUUCAGGGAUGUUGGUGUUCCUCUCCGCUUGAGGACUGAUGGAGGACCCCAGUUCACCAGCUACGAGUUCCAAGAGUUCAUGAAACGAUGGGGCGUACACCAUGUGGUAUCCUCACCACAUUACCCCCAGUCAGACACGCCAAGGCAGCCGUCAAGUCAGCAAAGUACCUCAUCAUGA